AUGCGCAGUGGAAUGUCCUUUUCAAAGUACGCCAUUUUGUAACAGUAGACCGCCUGUUUUCGCGCAAGAGAGCAGCUAUUCGGUGAUUGCAAACACUUUUUUGUUGCGUUUUCUCAGUGUAAUAAUGGCUGAAAACUCUUCGGCAGGAGAAGCUGGGGCUGUUGAGAUUCCGGAGGGAGCGAUUCGCAAAUUGUCGGAGUUGAGAGUCAUUGACUUAAAAGCCGAAUUAAAAAGACGAAAUCUGGACACCAUUGGCAUCAAGAGUACGCUGACUGAGAGGCUGAAAAAGGCGAUUGAAGAAGAGGGUGGAAAUCCAGAUGAGAUGGAGGUUGUUCUCGAUGGAACUCCUAAGAAGGCACUGGCUAAACGGACCUCCAAAGGGAAAAGACAGGAGAACGAUGAACCAGAGGACUGCACCAUGGAGGAAGAUUCGGGUGAUGGGCAGGAUGACAUGGAGAACAUGCAGGACAUGGACAUCCUGGAUAUGAAUGUGCUUGAUGAAGCUGAGAAUGACAACGGUAUGCCAGGAGAGGACGAGUAUGACACAGAUGAAGUCCUGAAUGAAGAUGAACACGACAUCGGCAUCUCUGGCUUUACUGGGCCAAUGGGCAAAGCCAAACCUGAAGAGGAUGUACAGCCUAAAGUAGCAGACAUGGAAGAUAAUGAUCUCACUUGCCCAUCAGCUAAGGAGGUUCAAGAGAAGGUUCCGGGUCCCGAAGACUCAAAGGAAGAAAUAGAAAAUGAGAAAGUAGCCGGGUCUUGUUUAUCUGAGCCACUAAAUGAAGAGUGCCAGGAGCCACCAACUGAAGAUCAAGACACCAUCGGGGACACGAUCAAUGUUGCAGAGGAAGACGAUGUGUGCGACACCACUAAUGCAGAGGAGGCCAUCAAUGUAGAGACUGAACUGUCGACCAGCGACAAGGACGUUGCUAAGCUAACUGAACGUCAAAUGAAAGAUGCUGAGAACACGCAAAAUGUCCCGGAAGAGACCGUUGACACUGAAAGUACUCAGGCUGUUAGUGUAAACGAGCAGGGCGAAAGCGCUGUUGAUUCUGAAAUGGUUUCUAAGGCUGAGGGUGAGGAGGAAGACAAGACUGAAGAGAACGCUGCAGAAUCAACGGCAGUGAAAGAGUCCUCUUCUGUUGAGGGCGAUGAUCAGAAAAAGAGUUCUGAUGAGGAAAAGGGUAGCAAGCCUGACUCAAAAGAGGAUAAGGCCCCUGCAGGCAAUGCUCCAGCUAGUAGUGGCAGAAACCUGUGGGUUAGCGGGCUCUCCUCCACCACCAGAGCGACUGAUCUGAAGACUCUGUUCAGCAAGUAUGGGAAGGUUGUUGGUGCUAAAGUGGUGACUAAUGCCCGGAGCCCCGGUGCUCGCUGCUAUGGCUUUGUCACCAUGUGUUCCACAGAUGAGGCCACCAAGUGCAUCAGCCACCUGCACAGGACAGAGCUCCACGGGAGAAUGAUCUCUGUUGAGAGGGCUAAGAAUGAGCCUGCUGGGAAGAAACCUGCUGACCAGUCUGGCACCGAUGGGAGACACUCCUCAGACUCCAAGUCCGAUGCAAACAAGGACGAAAAGGCUGAAGGGGAAGUCGGGAAAGAUGGAAAACGCAAUGAGAGAACAGUGGUGAUGGACAAGUCUAAGGGAGAGCCUGUUGUCAGCGUGAAAGCCAAAAGCAAAGACCGGAGCACCAAGAGUCGUGACCGCAAGUCUGCAAGCAAAGAGAAGGAUAUACUGUCAUUUGACCAGAUCAAGGAACAACGUGAGCGAGAGAGACAGAGACAGCGGGAGAGGGACAUCAGGGAGGUGGAGAGACGCAGACACUCUGGUGAGCGCGACCGCGGCAGUGGUGCAGACGGUCGCACGGAGCGCGAGCGUAUCCGCCUGUUCCGGGAGAAGGAGGAGCGUGAACGCCUGCUGCGUAAGAGAAACUGGCUGGAGGUGGAAAAGGAGCGGCUGAACUUUGACCGCUUGGAGCGUGAGUUCCUGGAGCGCGAGCGUCAGCGUGUGGAGUAUGAGCGCCGGCGUGAGCAGGAGAGGAUCCAGCGGGAGAGGGAUGAGCUCCGCAGGCAGCAGGAGCAGCUGCGCUUCGAGCAGGACCGCCGGCCCCUCAAGAGGCCAUACGCCGACGUGGACAGCAGGAAAGACAACUGGCAGGACAACAAGAGGCUGGCUAUGGAUGACCGCUAUGGGGGGCGCUCAGACUUCGGUCGCCAGGAGCGCUACCAAGACUUUGACCACAGGGACCGCAGUCGCUACCAGGACGAUUCCGUCAUUGACAGGAGGGACACUUCACGGGCUGUGGUUGCAGACCGGGAUAGUGCGCACUUCUCCGACCGUACCGAGAGGCACGGGAGGGACACUCGUGACACCUGGACCGCUGCAGGAAGUUAUGACAAGCAUACUAUUAAUCCAAGGGUGGGCCGUGACUGGGACUCAGGACGAAAAAUAGAUGGGGACCGAACAUGGCAAACAGGUCGAGACGGGGACAUCCCAGGCCAAAGUCACAUUGGGGCACGGGGAGGAAUGGCAGGUCGUGGUGGAGGCUACAUGCCAACGGGGACCUCCCAGUCCCUCUCUGGAGCUCUGAAUCGUCAGAACCAGAUGAUGCAAGGCAGUGGGAUGCAGGGUGGCGGGGCAUUCGGUCGCCGCUACUGAGGUCUGAACACCCUUGUUCCCAGUCACACGUUUAAGUGUAUGCAAGUGAAACCGUCUGCAGCUUGUAUAUUGCUCACGGAAGCUUCGUGAAUUCAGAUGUUGCUUUUAUAGUCCCUUUGACUUUCUUUCCUCAAACUAAGACACGAUUGAACUGAACAUCUGAGUUUUAAAUGUCUCUGAUCAGAUCAUCCAUUGGUUUUUCAUUCGGAGUGUCCUUUUUGUUUUCAAAUUGAUUGGAUUUUUUUUAUUUUCUAUUUUUGGUGUAUUUUAAGUGAUUUGUAUGGGUUUGAAUUUUGGUAGAAAUGCUCAGGAAUGCGUCUGCUUAAACCGUUUGCUAAAACCUGUGGGGAACUUACGAACUGCGGAGAAGUACGAACCCAUUAAUGAUCAUGAUUGUUUCAGACUUAAUUUCAGUAACUGUCAUUGUCUUUAGUUUUUGUACUUAAACAACUCUUUUUCAGACUUUGUAUUGACACUGUAACUUCUUCACAGAACAGAAGUACAUGUUCACAAUAGGACCCACAACCGUGUCAGAUUCAACUGCAGUUGUACUAUACCACUGGAUGGCACCUGAUGGCUAUUUUUCUGUGAAAUGAAAAUGCUGCCUAAUAAAAUUCUUUUUGCAGUGCAACUGCUAAACAGUU
This is a messenger RNA of Oncorhynchus mykiss (rainbow trout), 3297 nucleotides long. Its product is annotated as scaffold attachment factor B2. Lineage: Eukaryota; Metazoa; Chordata; Actinopteri; Salmoniformes; Salmonidae. The record is from RefSeq and is a predicted model, not a curated record. Gene Ontology annotation, biological process: regulation of mRNA processing; regulation of transcription by RNA polymerase II. Gene Ontology annotation, molecular function: RNA binding; sequence-specific DNA binding. Gene Ontology annotation, cellular component: nucleus.